AUGGUGGCUAGUCUGCAAAUUCAGCCAGGUUGGUGGGAGGAGAUAUGUCAGGCUACCGGGGAGGAUCAGAGGCUUCACCAAUGGGUGGAUGAGAAGGGUCAGCCAGUGAAUAUAGGUUUUGAGUACAAGGAUGGAAUCUUGAGGAUGAACGGGCGAAUUUAUAUUCCUAAUAAUGAAGAAUUAAGGCAAAGGAUUCUAGAUGAAGCGCAUCGAUCAAAGUACAUUGUUCAUCCAGGGGCAAACAAGAUGUAUAAGGACUUGAGGACAACAAGGAAGAAAGACUCGAUAUGGGUUGUUGUCGACAGGCUAACAAAUUCGGCUCAUUUUAUACCUGUUCGAACUGGUCAAGGUGCGGAAGAGUUGUCAUGGAUUUAUGUCCGGGAGAUUGUGCGGCUGCAUGGGACCCCAAUAGAGCGGGUGAACCAGGUUUUGGAAGACAUGUUGCGGGCAUGUGUCUUGGAAUUUGGAGGAAGUUGGGACGAGUACUUGCCAUUAGUGGAGUUCUCAUAUAAUAAUAGCUAUCAGAGUAGCAUUGGCAUGGCACCGUAUGAAGCGUUGUAUGGCAGGCAAUUCAGAUUGCCUUCAUGCUGGCUUGAGGUGGGCGAAAGGCAGUUGGCCAGGAUUGAAAUGGUGCAGCAAGCCUCUGAGAAGAUUGAUGUGGCGAGAAGGUGUAUGAAGAUUGCUCAAGAUUGCCAAAAGUACUAUGCGGAUCACCGCACUUGGGAUUUGGAAUUUCAAGAAAGGGAUUGA
Molecule: messenger RNA, 750 nt
Organism: Diospyros lotus (date-plum)
Lineage: Eukaryota; Viridiplantae; Streptophyta; Magnoliopsida; Ericales; Ebenaceae
Exons: 3
Coding region: 1-750 (249 amino acids)
Molecular function (GO): nucleic acid binding
Source: RefSeq, a predicted model, not a curated record